AUGAAGAGACAGAAAGAGAGAACAACGAGGAAGAAGACGAAACACAGGGAACUAGAAUUGUGUUCAACUAUCGAAAAUCUUGAACCUACGGAUAAACGAACUCUUGACUAUCAUUGGAAGUUACAACACGGUGUUGGAGAUAUAGCGAAUAUUGAAGCUAUAACAUCGGUGUUGGUGGUACGAGGUCGAGGAGGUUGCAACACUGGUGUUAGAAAUGGGAUUUUUAGGAGAUUACAUUCUGCUGACAGAAGUAAGGUUUUGAUAGCUCGAAACGUGAAGACCUCCAAUUUAUGUGGACAUAUUAUGUUGAGGUGA
Molecule: messenger RNA, 315 nt
Organism: Helobdella robusta
Lineage: Eukaryota; Metazoa; Annelida; Clitellata; Rhynchobdellida; Glossiphoniidae
Exons: 2
Coding region: 1-315 (104 amino acids)
Source: RefSeq, a predicted model, not a curated record